Aspergillus niger is the source of this 1257-nucleotide messenger RNA. RefSeq lists its product as uncharacterized. The record is from RefSeq and is a predicted model, not a curated record. The transcript has 4 exons. Gene Ontology annotation, molecular function: alpha-1,4-mannosyltransferase activity; GPI mannosyltransferase activity. Bases 1 to 1257 code for a protein of 418 amino acids. Gene Ontology annotation, cellular component: glycosylphosphatidylinositol-mannosyltransferase I complex; membrane. Gene Ontology annotation, biological process: GPI anchor biosynthetic process. Lineage: Eukaryota; Fungi; Ascomycota; Eurotiomycetes; Eurotiales; Aspergillaceae.
AUGGCGUCCUUCUUCCAAACCCCCUCCCUAGUCUACACGUCCGCCAUAGCUCUCCGCGCCAUCCUCCUCAUCUACGGCGCCUGGCAAGACGCCAACUCCGCCGUCAAGUACACCGACAUCGACUACCUCGUCUUCACCGACGCAGCCCGCUACGUCUCGCACGGCGCCUCGCCCUACGAACGAGACACUUACCGCUACACGCCUCUCCUAGCAUGGCUGCUCCUCCCGACCUCCUGGUCGGGCCCAUCUUUCCUCUUCUCCUUUGGAAAAGCCCUCUUCGCCCUCUCCGACGUCCUCGCCGGAUGGCUCAUCGCCAGAUCCCUCGUUUCCGCGUACGGAAUGGAUGCCCCCCGCGCCCUGAAGUACGCUAGCUUCUGGCUACUCAACCCCAUGGUCGCGAACAUUAGCACUCGAGGGUCCUCGGAAGGACUGCUCGGCGUGCUGGUGAUCGCCCUGCUGUGGGCUGUUCUCCGCAGGAGGGUCGUUCUUGCAGGUGUGCUGCUGGGUUUGAGUGUGCAUUUCAAGAUUUAUCCGUUUAUCUACGGGGUGUCGAUUCUUUGGUGGCUGGAUCGGGAACGUGAUGGCAGCAGCAGCAGCACAUCUAAGAACAAUGCUGGCGAUGCCAGUAUCAUCACCAAGAUGAUCAACUUCAUCACUCCCUCCCGCAUCAUCCUCACCCUCUCCUCCCUCAUUACCUUCUCCCUCCUGAACCUCCUCAUGUAUCACCUCUACGAUACCCCCUUCCUGCAACACACCUUCCUCCAUCAUCUUACUCGCAUCGACCACCGCCAUAACUUCUCGCCUUACAGUACCCUCCUCUAUCUCUCUGCUGCGGGCGAGGUGCAAGGGAAUUUUGAGUCGUUGGCGUUCAUCCCGCAGUUACUCCUCUCUGUUGUGGUCAUUCCGCUUGUGCUGGCGAAGAAGAGUUUGCCCGGGGCGAUGCUUGCGCAGACGUUUGCGUUUGUGACGUUUAAUAAGGUUUGUACGAGUCAGUAUUUUCUGUGGUACCUUAUCUUCCUACCAUUCUAUCUACCCCGUUCUUCGAUGCUAAAAGCUCCGCGGUUUGGGGGAGCAGUUGCGGCGGCGUGGGUUGUUGGGCAGAUAUGUUCAAGUAUGGGAUUGGGGUUGAGUACAGUGGAAUACUCCUUAAGACUAUGUCAAGGUUACAAGAUGGGUUUUAGAGAAAAAUAUGUUUAUCAAGCAGAAGUCAUAUUGUUCAAGUGGUCCUCAAUGGAUGUUUGCCACCUCAACACUUAA